This is a messenger RNA of Naegleria lovaniensis, 462 nucleotides long. RefSeq lists its product as uncharacterized. Gene Ontology annotation, biological process: pseudouridine synthesis. The record is from RefSeq and is a predicted model, not a curated record. Gene Ontology annotation, molecular function: RNA binding; pseudouridine synthase activity. The transcript has a single exon. Lineage: Eukaryota; Heterolobosea; Eutetramitea; Acrasida; Naegleriidae. Bases 1 to 462 code for a protein of 153 amino acids.
AUGAAUGGUUCAAGUAUUCUCACCAAUCAAGAACCACAAGGUCAUGAUUUGCAACCACAAGUGUAUACACACAGUACGAAUACUACUAGUAGUAGUAGUAGUAUACCGCAAUCCUUCACCAAUACUAGUAGUAGUGUGAAUACACGUGUAUUUGAUUCUUCCAUGAGCCUUGAUCAUGACUUGUACUACUACAAAGGAAUGUACAGUGAAGAAGAUGAUAUUCCUAAAAGACGUAUUCGAAUUGAUCGAUUGGAAUGUAUUGGAAUGGAUCGAGAGAAGGGUCAAUUAUCAUUUUCAUGUACUUGUAGCACUGGAACAUACAUUCGAGUGUUGGGGUAUGAAAUUGGUCAUUUAUUGGAAGUGUGUGGAGCGUAUGUGGUUGAAUUGUAUCGAUCACGAAUUGGAUCAUUAUCCACCAUGCUUCGAUUGAAGAUCUUGGAAAUGAAUGAACUCAGCCAAUAG